UUAUAUUAGUGCAGAACACUGUACCUUUAAUUUAAAUGCCCUUGGAGUCUGCUGGGGAAGAGAAAUAAUACUGUCAGUCAGUAUGACAUGCAGAUGAGUGCCGUCGAUCUUAGAAUCACCGCACACUUCACUCAUUUGGGCAGUCACGGGGCCAAAACCAGAGUGUGGAGCCACAGUGUGGCGGUGGAGGCAGCAAUGGGAGGCCAUACAGCACCCUAUGACAAAAUGGAACCCACCAGCAGUGUGAGGAGAUCUGAAAGUGGCACAUGGCAGAGUGUGGCGAUGGAGACAGCAGCAAUGGGAGGCCGUACAGGGACCCAUGACAGAUUACGGGCCUGGCAGCAGCAUGAGGAGUCGGUACGGGGGCCCAUGGCAGAUUACGGGCCUGGCAGCAGCAUGAGGAGGCGGUACAGGGGCCCAUGGCAGAGUGGCGGAGCCCGUCAGCAGCGUGAGCAGACGACAGAGGCACAU
Messenger RNA from Staurois parvus, 471 nucleotides. Lineage: Eukaryota; Metazoa; Chordata; Amphibia; Anura; Ranidae. The record is from the annotation of a GenBank genome assembly.